This is a messenger RNA of Aspergillus versicolor CBS 583.65, 2130 nucleotides long. Its product is annotated as flavin-containing monooxygenase. The record is from RefSeq and is a predicted model, not a curated record. The transcript is spliced from 3 exons. Bases 262 to 2103 code for a protein of 613 amino acids. Gene Ontology annotation, molecular function: flavin adenine dinucleotide binding; NADP binding; N,N-dimethylaniline monooxygenase activity. Lineage: Eukaryota; Fungi; Ascomycota; Eurotiomycetes; Eurotiales; Aspergillaceae.
GUUUCGUUUCGCUUCGCAACGUUCGGCUCACUCACUCACAUUCGGACAGGCUGACUCGCUGACUCAAGAUCUGGAUCCUCCGAAUAGUUAACUUAUCUACUGACUGGUUAUAAGCGGAAGAUCACACCAUGGGAUUCCCCGCAUUGAUUCGCUACCUGCUUCUCAUAAAAGGGGACAUCGCGCCGAGAGAUCGCACACGCCAGGACGCCCCUACUACCCAAGCAGCCGAAUCCAAGUCUCUACAAGGACAGCAGAUCGAAAAUGGCAGCAGUCAAAACGGCAGUGGUCACCCAGACCGAGAUCCUGGACAGCCCGUACAACAAGCCAACCACGCUCCCCCCACCUCCGCCUCGGGAUCCUAUCCUGGGAUCGCAUAAGGAUGGGAGUGUAGAGGAUAGUGCAAGCAGACCGGCGUUUCGGCUGGAGGAGCAUCCCAUUGAUCAAGUGCGACCGAUUAAAGUCGGUGUUAUUGGAGGCGGGUUGUCCGGGAUUACGGCGGGGAUACUCCUGCCUGCAAAACUGCCGGGCUUGGAUUUACGGAUUUAUGAUAAGAAUGCGGAUCUUGGCGGGACGUGGUAUGAGAAUACGUACCCCGGGGUGCGAUGUGAUAUCCCAGCACAUGUGUACCAGUCGAACUUUGAGCCGAAUACCCGCUGGACGGAGGAGUUUGCGCAGGGCCAUGAGAUCCGGGAUUACUGGCAGGGGGUUGCGAGGAAGUAUGAUGUGUAUAAGUAUGUGCGGGCACAGCAGCAGGUGGAGCGCACCGAGUGGUUUGCGGAGAAGGGGAAGUGGAGGGUUACUCUGCGAGAUUUGAAGGAGAAUAGGGUAUACGAAGAGGAGCUGGACGUCGUGCUUAACGCCAUCGGCCACUUCAAUGCGUGGAAAUUGCCGGACUACCCCGGUAUCAAGGACUUCAAGGGCCCGCUAUUCCACUCGUCUAACUGGAACCACGACGUCGACCUGAAAGGAAAACGCAUCGCCUUGAUUGGAAAUGGUGCAUCAGGGCUCCAGGUCCUCCCAUCCAUCCAACCGAUCGCCGCACACGUCGACCACUACGCACGCAACCGUACCUGGAUCGCCGACUCCUUUGGGACAGUCGGCGUGCGCCGUCUCGAACCGAACCUGAUUCCAAAAGAACAUAUCGAGUCCUUUGACGACCCAGAUACGUACCUUGCGUACCGCAAGUCCGUGGAGGACGGCUACUUCUCCCGCUUCGGGGCUAUAUUCAAGGACUCGCCUAUCAAUGCUAACCUGCGCGAGCAAUGGAGCCAGCUCAUGCUGGCCCGUAUAAAGGAUCACCCUGAGCUCGCAGAUAAAAUCAUCCCGGACUUCCCUCCGAACUGUCGCAGACCUACUCCCGGCCCGGGAUACCUGGAAGCCCUGACGAAGGAGAACGUGAGCUACAUACAAACUCACAUAAGCCACUUUACACCCACAGGCAUCGUCACGAAAGACGGGAUAGAGCGUCCUGUGGAUAUCGUCAUCUGCUCCACCGGCGCAAACGUCGAUCACUGCCCGCCCUUCUCGAUCCUGGCGAACGGGCUCGACCUGAAGACAGCCUGGAAGCACGACGGGCACUUCGGGUUCCCGUAUAACUAUCUAGGCGUUGGAGUACCGGGAUUCCCGAACUACCUCUGGAUCGGAGGCCCCAAUGCGCUCGGGCACGGCGGGAGCGUGCCAAACGGCGUCGAGAACCAGGUUACGUAUAUCGCGAAGGUGCUAAGGAAGUUCCGCUCGCAGGGGAUCAAAUCGUUUGUUCCCUCCAAGGCAGCGACAGAUGACUUUCUGGAAUACUCGGAUCAGUUUUUCCCGCGGACGGUGUGGACGGAUGACUGUUCGUCGUGGUAUAAUGGUGGCAGGCCGGGGGCUAGAAUCCAUGGGCUGUUUCCGGGGAGUGCGGCGAUGCUGAACUAUAUUCGGCGGGAUCCGAGGUGGGAGGACUUUGAGUUUACGCAUUUCAAUCCGAGUGGGAAUCGGUUUGCGUAUUUUGGGAAUGGGUGGACGAGUAGAGAGACGCAGGAGGGAGCUGAUCUCACGCCGCAUCUGAGGAGGCCGCAGGAUAUUGAUUUGAGGACUUAUAUGGAGACGUGGGUGGAUGUUUAGAUGGUCUCUUUAUUCUAUCGAUUUAGC